Vicia faba (fava bean) is the source of this 1017-nucleotide messenger RNA. The record is from the annotation of a GenBank genome assembly. NCBI's taxonomy places the organism in Eukaryota, Viridiplantae, Streptophyta, Magnoliopsida, Fabales, Fabaceae.
AUGGCAACUACAACUACUACUAGGUCUUUUCUACAAGCAGUCGCGACGGAAGAGGUUGCGACUCCUCUUAGAGUCGUUCAGAUGGAAGGACUGGUUAUCCUGAAGAUAAUUAAGCAUUGUAAGGAUCACUCACCUUCUUUAGUCACUGGACAACUUCUUGGGUUGGAUGUUGGCAGUGUUCUUGAAGUUACUAACUGCUUCCCUUUUCCGAUGAGGGAGGAUGAUGAGGAAAUUGAAGCUGAUGGUGCCAAUUAUCAGCUUGAAAUGAUGAGGUGCUUGAGGGAGGUUAAUGUGGACAAUAAUACUGUUGGAUGGUACCAGUCUACAUUGCUUGGCUCCUAUCAAACUGUGGAGCUGAUUGAAACCUUUAUGAAUUACCAGGAGAAUAUUAGACGCUGUGUUUGCAUAAUAUAUGACCCAUCAAGGGCUGAUCAAGGUGUCCUAGCUUUGAAGGCCUUGAAGCUCUCAGACUCAUUCAUGGAACUGUAUCGCAGCAAUAAUUUUACUGGGGAAAAAUUGAGGGAGAAAAACUUAUCAUGGGUGGAUAUCUUUGAGGAAAUACCCAUCAAAGUUUCAAAUUCCGCCCUUAUCAGCGCUUUUAUGACUGAGCUGGAACCCGAUACUCCAGUCACUCAGUGUGAUUAUGAUCGCCUGCAACUGUCAACCAGUUCACUAAUGGAGAGAAAUAUGGAAUUUUUGAUUGAAUGCAUGGAUGACUUGUCACUAGAACAGCAAAAGUUCCAAUUCCACUAUCGUAGCUUGUCUCGUCAGCAGGCUCAGCAGCAAGCAUGGCUUCAGAAGAGAAGGGCGGAGAACAUGUCACGCAGAGCUGCUGGGGAGGAGCCUUUGCCCGAGGAAGAUCCUGCAAACCCCAUUUUCAAGCCGCUCCCUGAACCAUCACGGCUGGAGAGCUUCCUCAUAACAAAUCAAAUCUCCAACUAUUGCAACCAAAUCAAUGGGGUUGCAGGUCAAAGCUUUAACAGACUAUAUUUGAUGAAGGCUUUGCACGAGGAAUGA